This is a messenger RNA of Helicoverpa armigera (cotton bollworm), 1139 nucleotides long. RefSeq names its product probable 3-hydroxyacyl-CoA dehydrogenase B0272.3. Gene Ontology annotation, molecular function: NAD+ binding; (3S)-3-hydroxyacyl-CoA dehydrogenase (NAD+) activity. Gene Ontology annotation, cellular component: mitochondrion. Gene Ontology annotation, biological process: fatty acid beta-oxidation. The transcript is spliced from 5 exons. The coding region runs from base 204 to 1124 and encodes 306 amino acids. The record is from RefSeq and is a predicted model, not a curated record. NCBI's taxonomy places the organism in Eukaryota, Metazoa, Arthropoda, Insecta, Lepidoptera, Noctuidae.
GUAUUUGUACUUUGCUCUGGGUAUGUUCAAAUACCUAUCGUAGUGAUAAUAAUUUUCACAAACCGGUUAUUCUGUUUACUCACGGUUUUGUAUCAGAAAUCGUACCGUCAAGUUUUACUAAGUUCUACAGUUGUUGCGAUCUGUUAUUUCAAUACGUCAUUGCGCGGCCGGCUUUCGCUCGAAUAGCACAUACAAACUGCAAAAUGAAUAAAUUAAUCGGUUUAACGAGAAAUUUCUCGUCUUCUACUUCUUUAAAUGCCAUUAAAACGGUAACAGUUGUCGGUGGGGGCCUUAUGGGCUCUGGAAUCGCUCAGGUUGCAGCUCAAGCCGGCCAGAAUGUGACAAUCAUAGACAUCAACUCGGACCUCCUUGGCAAAGCCCAGAAGUCAAUCCAGACUAACUUGACCCGUGUCGGCAAGAAGUUAUACAAGGGUGAUGAGGCUAAGAUCAACAGCUUUGUGCAAGAAUCCUUUGAGAGGAUCAAGGUUUCCACGAAGCUGGAAGAUGGUGCUGAUGUGGAUCUGAUUGUUGAAGCUAUUGUGGAGAAACUGGAUGUUAAGCAAGAGUUGUUUAAUAAGCUUGAUCAGAUAUCGCCGGCUCGCACCAUCUUCGCGACCAACACCUCGUGCAUCUCAGUCAAUGCUAUUGGUUCUGGAAUCAAGAGGAAAGACAAAUAUGGUGGCCUCCACUUCUUCAACCCGGUACCAGUGAUGCGUCUACUAGAAGUGAUCAAGUGUGACAGUACCUCCGAGGAGACCUACCAGGCCAUGAUGGAGUGGGGCAAGUCUGUCGGCAAGACCUGCAUCACGUGCAAGGAUACUCCCGGCUUUGUGGUCAACAGGCUGCUGGGGCCUUACUCUGCUGAGGCCAUCAGGAUGUUGGAGAGAGGCGAUGCGUCAGCGCAGGACAUCGAUAUAGCAAUGAAACUCGGCGCCGGCUAUCCUAUGGGCCCUCUUGAACUAGCAGAUUUCACUGGACUCGAUACCAAAACAUUUGUAUUAUCAAACAUGUUUGAAAAAACUGGCAACCCUGUGUUUAAGCCGAUACCCCUUUUGGACAAGUUGGUUAGCGAAGGAAAGUUUGGAAGAAAAAGUGGAGAGGGAUUUUAUAAAUAUGAUAAGUGAUUUUAAUUUUGCUGU